Molecule: messenger RNA, 699 nt
Organism: Aureobasidium subglaciale EXF-2481
Lineage: Eukaryota; Fungi; Ascomycota; Dothideomycetes; Dothideales; Saccotheciaceae
Exons: 2
Coding region: 1-699 (232 amino acids)
Cellular component (GO): mitochondrion
Molecular function (GO): NAD(P)HX epimerase activity
Source: RefSeq, a predicted model, not a curated record
AUGGCUCUCCGUACCCUGGGCGCCAAAGCAGCAGCAGCGCUCGACCAAGAGCUCAUGAGCACCGGCGCCUUCUCCCUCGAUCAAUUGAUGGAACUCGCCGGCCUCUCCGUCUCCCAAGCCCUGUUCAAACUCCACCCACCGAACAACGGACCUCGUAUUCUGAUUGCCGUCGGUCCUGGAAACAACGGCGGCGACGGUCUAGUCGCUGCAAGACACCUCUGGCAUUACGGCUACAAGCCCACCAUCUACUACCCCAAACAGCCAAAGAAUGAAUUGUAUCGACGUCUGGCACAACAGCUCCGCGAUCUACGUAUCCCUUUUACCGAAGACUUCUCUGCACAACUCUCAUCCACCGACUACAUCAUCGAUUCAAUCUUCGGCUUCAGCUUCUCGGGCGAAGUACGCGAACCUUUUCCCUCCGUCAUUACCGCCCUUUGUGAUUCGAAAAUUCCGGUCCUCGCUGUGGAUGCGCCCAGUAGUUGGAAUAUUGAAACAGGGCCGCCAGAUGAAGGGCCGGGGAAAGGAUACAACCCUGAUGCGUUGAUAAGCUUGACGGCGCCGAAGCCAUUGGUCAAAUGGUUUGAGGGAAGGCAUUUUGUGGGUGGAAGGUUUUUGACAAAGGACAUGGCGGAGAAAUAUGAGUUGGAUAUUCCGCCGUAUGAGGGCUUGGAUCAGGUUGUCGAGGUGCCUGUCAAAUGA